AUGUUCAUCGAUCGUCCCCUGUGUGAUGCCGUUGCACAAAUUUCGAUCAACAAGAUGGAAAGUUUUGCGUCCCAGAAUUUGACAAACACUGCCUGGAGUCUCGCUGUGCUGGGUUUCCGCAAUAAGCAGCUGAUGGAGAAAGUCGUUGCUGAAGUAUCAAAGAUCGUCACAGAGCUGAUCCCACAAGAAGUGGCUAAUUUAGCUUGGUGCUGUGGCAAGAUUGGCUUUGUGGAUGUGGUAUUUUUGGAGGCUAUUGCAAGGCAAUCCAUCAGCAUCAUCCAUGAGUUUGUCACACAGGACUUGUCCAACACAGUUUGGACCUGCGCCACCCUUCUGGAAAUCAGUCCGGCUUUGCUGGCCGCAAUUUCGCAUCAGUCAGUGCAGAAAUUGCCCUUGUUUUUGAAUCAAGAGCUAUCCAACAGUGCUUGA
Messenger RNA from Cladocopium goreaui, 429 nucleotides. The record is from the annotation of a GenBank genome assembly. Lineage: Eukaryota; Dinophyceae; Suessiales; Symbiodiniaceae.